Molecule: messenger RNA, 2820 nt
Organism: Emiliania huxleyi CCMP1516
Lineage: Eukaryota; Haptophyta; Isochrysidales; Noelaerhabdaceae
Gene: COG4
Product: component of oligomeric Golgi complex 4
Exons: 8
Coding region: 1-2820 (939 amino acids)
Source: RefSeq, a predicted model, not a curated record
AUGCCAGCGCUGUCCGCGGCAGUCGAGGCUUCACUGGCGACGAGCACCGUCGGCGUCGCGCCCAAAGGGACGCUCACCUCAGUGACUGCUCGUGCCGGCGCGCCGCGCAGCGCCACCGCUUCGGCUGCCCGUGCGCUCGCCUCGGCAUGCGCCUCUCCGGCGGCCCUCGACAAGGCGCUGGAGGCGUUGCUGCUGCGGGAGGCGGCGGCAGAGGAGAGUGGCGGGCAAGCUGAACUCGACGGCGACGACCACUCGUCGUUCCGUGGAUCAACGGCUGCGGCAGAGCCGGGCGGCAGCGCGGAGGCGGCGGCGGAGCAGGUCGAGCUGAGCGCCGAGGCGCUCGACCCGGAGGAGCUCGACCUCGAGGCGAUCAGCUCGGCGCUCGGCGCACUCGACUCGGCCGAAGCGUCCGUCGAGGCCGAGCUGCGUAGCCUCCGGGCCGAGGCGAUGCGCGCUACGACCGCCGCGCUCCCGGCCCUGCAGCAGGCAACUAGCAGCGCGACGGACGAGGGCGCUCGCAUCGGCGCAGCCCUCGGCAAGCUCGGCACCGAGUCUGCAGCGACGGCGGCGCUCGUCGCCGACUCGGCCGCCGCGCUCGCCGCCCUCGAGGCGAGGCGCGCAGAGGCGGCGGCGCGGCUCUCUCUCGUCGAGAGGCUGCUCGAGCUUGACGCGGCGGAGGCGGCGGCCGACGCCGCCCUCUCGAGCGGCAACUUCGAGGCGCGCGGCAUCACCGCUGGCCCUCACCGCUGGCCCUCACCGCUGGCCCUCACCACUGGCCCUCACCACUGGGCAUCACCACUGGCGCUGCUCCCCACGUCGCGAGAGCCCGCGGCCCUGCCGCCCGACAAGCCCCCGUCCACACGCCCCGCGGCGGCGGCGCACGCGCAAGGCGCCCUCUCCUCGGUCCGCGCGGCGGGCAGCGCCAUCGAGCCGCAGACGCGCGCGCGGGCGGAGGCGGCUCACGCGCGGGUGGAGAGCGCCGUGCGGGCGGGACUCGCGGACGGGCUCGCAGACAAGGCGCUGCCUGCCGUCUGCCGGUUCGUCUCGCUGCUCGCUCGGCUCGGCUCUCCGGCGGAGGGGCGAUCCUCCCUCUCCGCCUUCUGCCGCGCGCGCGUGGAGGCGGCCGCGCUGCCGACGGCGGCGGAGGAGGAGGAGAAGGCGCUCGCCGUCCUGCCCGCCCGCCUCGCGCGGCUGCUGCGGGCGACGGCGGAGGCGCUCGGCGGAGUGACGCAGGCGCUCGGGCCGACGGCCGCCGCCGCUGCCGCCGGGGCAGGGCCGAGCGGUGGUAAGGGCGACCACGCAGCAGCAGGGGCAGCGGAGGAGGAGGCGGCGGCGGCAGCGGAGGAGGCGCGUGGUUUGUGCCUCGAGCUGUAUGCGUGCUCUCUCUCACUCGGGCUGCUCGAUGAGCUGACGGGGCUGCUGCGCGGCGCCGCGCAGUACGACGCAUACGCGGCCCCUUUCCUCGCCCCGUCGGCUGCCCGCACCCCCUCCGCCCGCCCUCCCGCCUCCCCCGCCACGCUGGGCGGCACGGAGGGUUUCCUCGAGCUGCGGCGCGCGCUGGAGGCGCUUUCGUCGCAGUACGCGUGGGCGGCCACCAUCAAAGCCAUCCGGCUCGACGCCGCCCUCGAGGAGGAGGCGGCUGCGGUGGGCGGCGCUGCGGGCGGCGGCGCGGGCGCGGCCGCGACGAGCGGCGUGCGCGGAGCGACAGGCCGCUUUCGCCGCCCUGCUCUCGCCGCCUUCGCCGCCCUCACCGCUCUCGCCGCUCUCGCCCCUCGCGACGGCGGCGCGAUGAGCGAAGACUCGUCCGGCGACGCCUCCAAGUCGGAGCUGAUCGACUCGGUGUACUACGUCCUGCAGCGCCACCUGCUGCGCGCGGCGAACUCGUGCGAUGGCGCCGUCGCCGCGGCGGCGGUGGCGCAGGCGGCGACGCUGCUCGGCGGCCUCCUGCUCGACGCGCUCUCGUCGCAGCUCGUGCUGUCCGUCUCCGCCAAGCUGGCGGGCGCUGCUCUCGCCUCGGCGCACGCCAUGGUGGCCGAGGCGACGCAGGGGACGGCAUGCACCAUGGUGGGGACCGCCGCGUCCGCGUGUGUCUCCGGCGCGAUGGGCACCGCCGUGUCGGCCGCCGGCUCGGCGAUCGGCACCGCCGCCUCGCGCCUGCCCGCGACGCUGCGCGCGCUCAACGGGCUGCAGCUGAGCCUCUCGUGCGCGCCUCGGCUGUGGCGCGGCGCCGAGGAGGCGUGCGCGCGCGAGCUGCCCGCGCCGGCGAUGGAGGCGGCGGCCAAGGUUGAGGCGGACGCCAAGCUGUCUGCUGCGCUCGAGGAGGGCCUCGACCAGCUCUGCGCCUCGCUGACGCCGCGCCUCAAGCCGCGCCUCGACGCGCUGAGGGACCGGUCGUACGUGCUCGGCUCGGACGAGGCGCUCGCCGCCGCCGAGUCCGCCUCGCUCGUCGGCCCGCUCGUCGGCGAGCUCGAGGCGGCGAUGGCGUCGGCGCUGCUCGGCAAGCUGCUCAGCCACUGCGCGCAGCGGAUCGAGGCGCUGCUCCUCACGAAGCGGGUGGACAUGUUCGGCGCGCUGCAGUUCGAGCGCGACGUGCGCGCGCUCACGGGCCGCCUCGGCGCCCUCUCGAGCCGUUCCGUGCGGGGGCACACCGCGAGGCUCACCCAGGUGACGGCGCUGCUCUCCCUCGAGCGAGAGGCGGAGCUCGCCGAGCUGUGGGCGGACGGCGGGCUCCGCCUCUCCGCCGCCGAGGCGCGCGCGAUCCUCGCGCUCCGCGUCGAGUUCAAAAAGGAGGCCAUCGCGGCGGUCAAGUUGCCCUCAUGA